Molecule: messenger RNA, 462 nt
Organism: Fraxinus pennsylvanica
Lineage: Eukaryota; Viridiplantae; Streptophyta; Magnoliopsida; Lamiales; Oleaceae
Source: the annotation of a GenBank genome assembly
AUGCUUAAGAAGGCAAUUAUAAUUCACCUUAUGGAUGAUUUUGCUGCUAAGAAGGCCAUGAAAGAUUUGGGUUAUUUCCUUGCCGUAACUACUGUUGAGCGCAUCGGGGAAGGAAAAGUUAGACAACACACGGGAGACGUACUUUUUCCUGUAGACUUCAGCUGCAUUACCUUCAAGAUCUUACCUGGAGAAAUUCUGGAAGGCGUUGUGCACAAAAUCUUGAAGCAUGGAGUCUUCUUGAGAUGCGGUCCAACUGAGAAAAUAUAUCUCUCCCAUCAAAAAAUGGCUGACUAUCAGUAUGUACCCGGGGAAAAUCCCUUUUUCAGGAACGAUAAAUCAUCAAAAAUUGAGAAAGGUGUGAUCGUGCGCUUUGUGGUGAUUGGGGAGAAGUACGUUGAGGCUGAGAAGGAUUUCCAGGCGGUUGUGAGCCUUGAGGGCGAUUACCUUGGACCGAUUUCUUAA